GGUCUGAUAAAAACACUUUACUUGUUACUCUAUGCCGCUACUGCCGCUACUACUCCGGAGGACGUCUACGUCGUUUGCGAAAGGGGGAAAGAACCGUGGUACACAGUACAUCCGUCGUACUGCAGAUACCGUCACUCCAUACACGCUGUUCGACAGUCGCUUGUUAACUUGCGUCAGUGACUAAUCUGCUCCGUUCAUUUACAAUAAUCAGGUUUUCCCAAUUUCUUCUAGUUUUCCCAGUUUUUUUUAUUCUGAUUCUCACGUCUUAAAACAGUUACGUAUAAUCUCCCUCGGCAUUUCGAUCCGGUACGCAGUCGUGUGAACAGCGAACAGAUCGUGAAACCGAUUUGAUGGAGCACCGACAAUUAAGAGUUUAAUCGUAGCGAGUAUCUUCUCAGUGUCGAUUUUUUAUGAAGAUCGACGAAUUACUGAAACUUGACGCAAAUUGAUCAGUGGAUUGAAGAGUUUUUGAGAUCGCAAGAUUGCGAUUGAGAAUAGCUUACGCGUCGACUAUCCUAGCUCUGGCCGGUGAUAAGAAGAUUCUGGCCAAGAUUUGGUGAUUUUAUUUUGCACUUUUAUAUUUACGAAGUCAGACUACGAGAUGUCGUACAUCGUGGAGUGGUAUAGAGAUGUGAUAGAUAACAAAUAUGAUCCGAGAACACAAGAUUGGCUUUUGGUACCUAGUCCUGGUCCAGUCCUGACAAUCAUAGCGACAUAUAUAUACUUUUGUGUUUCGGCAGGACCGAGAUACAUGAAGGACAAGAAACCGUACAAUUUGAAAAACACUCUGAUAAUUUAUAACUUCAUUCAGGUUUUGUUAAGUGUGUAUCUAGUUCACGAAGGCUUGAUGGCAGGUUGGUUGUACGAAUACGAUUUCAUUUGCCAACCUGUCGAUUAUUCGUAUAAACCGAGUUCAGUGAGGAUGGCCCGCGGCGUUUACUUGUACUUCCUGUGCAAACUGAUCGAGUUGCUGGACACGGUGUUCUUUGUUUUACGCAAAAAAGACCGACAGAUCACAUUCCUGCAUCUCUAUCAUCAUUCGUUAAUGCCAGUCUGCGCUUGGAUCGGUGUAAAGUUCUUCGCUGGCGGUCACCCGACCCUCCUUGGCGUCAUCAACGCUUUCAUCCACGUCUUUAUGUACACCUACUACAUGCUGUCUGCAUUCGGGCCGCAUAUGCAGAAGUACCUUUGGUGGAAAAAGCAUCUGACUACUAUGCAGAUCGUGCAAUUUAUCAUAGUGUUUUCCCACAAUUUUCAAAUGCUAUUCACUAACUGCAACUUUCCGAAGCCGCUAUCGUUCCUGCUUGCGCUCAACGCCGGCCUGUUCAUUUACAUGUUCGGAUCAUUCUACGUGAAAAAUUAUUUAAAAUCGAAAAUCCGACAAGAACCGAAGACCAACGGCGCUACUAACAGCGCCGUUAGUGUCGACGCAAUCCCCAACGAGUUGGAUCACGGAAAAUCCGAUUGAAGGACUCGUCGCAGAGCCCUUCUGCCUGUAGGAUUGUAAGUAUGAGAGCAGAAGAAUGAUUUUCAAAGGUUCUUUCAUAGUUCAUUUGGGAGUGGACUAGAUUCUUGUAAUGUAAAUGUAGUAAAAUGUCACUCUGGAUAACUCUCUCCCAACCUCGAUAUUAUUCCCCCGGUAUUAUUCCGCCCAUAUACUACUGCAAUGCGAAUUACGAAAGUAGAUUAACGCAUACAGGUAGGGAAGAAUUGUACCUUACAAGUAAAAAUAGAUUUGACUUAUUUGGAACGCGAUCCGUUUAAAAGCGAUCUUUACACGUACAAUCUAUAGAAGAUAUAAAUAUUACUCUUGCAUAAAAUGUACACCUUUCCGAGGUGCGAAACGACAUUCAUGCGAUGUAUAAUACAAUACAAUCGGGUAUGAAAUUUAUACUUGAUAUAAGCUUAUUCGAUUUCGAAGUUCUAUAAAGAGAUUGAUUCUCGGAUGAUGUAUAUCUUAAUUCGUAAUUAAGAUAGGCGUACAUUUCAAAUUUAUGUAUUAUAUUUUGCUGCGAAACGCAAAAAUUCUAUUUUACUUAUGAUAUGGUU
Messenger RNA from Vollenhovia emeryi, 2049 nucleotides. RefSeq names its product elongation of very long chain fatty acids protein AAEL008004-like. Gene Ontology annotation, molecular function: fatty acid elongase activity. The record is from RefSeq and is a predicted model, not a curated record. The coding region runs from base 602 to 1468 and encodes 288 amino acids. Gene Ontology annotation, cellular component: endoplasmic reticulum membrane. Lineage: Eukaryota; Metazoa; Arthropoda; Insecta; Hymenoptera; Formicidae. Gene Ontology annotation, biological process: very long-chain fatty acid biosynthetic process; fatty acid elongation, polyunsaturated fatty acid; sphingolipid biosynthetic process. The transcript has 4 exons.